Moneuplotes crassus is the source of this 1514-nucleotide messenger RNA. Lineage: Eukaryota; Ciliophora; Spirotrichea; Euplotida; Euplotidae. The record is from the annotation of a GenBank genome assembly.
CUCAAACACCCUAAUGGUCGUUUACCUUAAGGCACUUCUCCUACUUCUCCUCUUCACAGUGGCCUUCACUGCUGAAGAAGAGGACGAACUUGUGUUCACCUUCUUGGUCACAAGGCAUGGAGCCAGGAGCCCUGCUGAAGAGUUGCCAGCAGAUGCCAAGAUUACUGAAGAUAAGUUUAAAAUUUAUAUUGGAGACCUGACUGCAAGCGGAGAACGUCAGCAUUAUCUAGAGGGAGUUGAACUACAGAAGAUCUAUGAAGAGCAAGGAACCAUAACGAAACCCUUUGAUCCUAGAGAGUUUCAUGUAGUAAGUACUAACUUCAACAGAACAAUAAUGAGUGCCUAUUCUCAAUUAUUAGGUUAUUUCCCUCUCGGAUCACUUCCGGAAUUAAGUAAAGCUCGUAAUAAUAAAGCUGACCCUCCUUUUACGGUAAAAGGCUUAUCAUCAAUGAAAAGAAAAUUGGGGACUAAAGCAACUGCUGAAAAUUUCCAACCUGUCCCGAUUCAUGUAUCCAAUAUUGACGAAAUAAUGCUAAUGAUGGACAAAGGCUUCUGUCCCUAUCAGACCGAGUUGAGAAAGCAAUACACUGAAUCAAAUGAGUGGUCUGAGCUCAAUGAUAAAUACCAGAAGGUCUUGUUCCCAGAAUUGCAUAAGAAUUUCGGAAUCAAAGAGGAAAAUCUAGAUUUUACCACCUCUUACCCCUACAUUGAUAAUUACUACAGUGCCUGGUUCGAGCAAAUGGAAAUUCCUAAUGAGCUUUCGAAGGAUGCGAAAGACCAAGUUGACGAUAUACUGAGAGAUGGGCUCUAUGAAGGAUUCUUCGGAAUGGACCUAGCUGUCAGAUUAGCAACUACUAAAUUCUUUGAUCUUGUAAAAGAAACUCUCGGUCAAAAAAUCAAUGCUAUUCUUGAGAAGGAAGGCACUCCUGAGUUUUAUGAACAGCUAAAGUAUAUGUACAUCUCUGCACAUGACUCAAGCCUAACUGCUAUCAUGAGUGGGUUACUACAGAAACAAGAAGAACAAGCUUAUUUUGCAUCAAAUAUUAUCUUUGAACUCAGAAGAAAGAAAAGCUCUAAUGCUAAUGAUCUAAGCGACUUUACAGUCGCUCUCAAAUGGAAUGGAAAGAAGUUAAACUGGGCUACUGAAACUUGUACUUCACAUGCCUGCCCAUUCCCAGCUGUUAAGGAGUUCCUUGAAAGUAGAAUGUAUCAAGGAGAUCUUGAAGCCGUUUGUCAAAAUGGACUUUCUUCAAGCAGCUCAAUUUGGCUAUGGAUACUUCUUGCAGUAGCGAUCUUUAUUGCUCUAGCAAAUAUUGGUUACUUCGCUAUCAGAGGUUUAUCCAGAAAAGAUUCAGGUGAGAAUAGCAAAGGAAACUAUAGCUCAUUUACUGAUGAAGAGCAGCAUGUGAAGAAUGAAAUCAACAAAUCAUCAUCCUCUACAACUCCAGCUUCAAGAUAUAUAGAUGAAGACUUUGAUUAAUAUUGCCAAAUAAAAUUUUGUUUCAACGAAACAA